AGAGAUGAAUGAUAAGAUCUAUGAGCACGGCCAGGCCACUCUGUCUCUGACUUUUUGACUUUAAACGUUCAAAGCCCUCUCCAUAUUAAUCUCUUCUCUAUUUAAUAAUUCCCUGUGUACCAAAGAAGCCAUUGCUAUUACUACUACUACUACAAGCAAGUUAAGAGAAAAACCAUAACUCAAUAACCCAAAAGCCAAAAUGUCGUGGCAAACGUAUGUGGACGAGCAUCUGAUGUGCGACAUCGAUGGCCAGGGGCAGCAUCUGACCGCCGCUGCCAUCAUCGGCCUCGACGGCAGCAUCUGGGCCCAGAGCUCUUCCUUCCCUCAGUUAAAGCCUCAGGAGAUUACUGAUAUCACCAAGGAUUUCGAGGAACCAGGCCAUCUUGCUCCUACAGGCUUACACCUUUCCGGCACUAAGUACAUGGUCAUCCAGGGAGAGCCUGGAGCUGUCAUCCGUGGAAAAAAGGGGUCUGGGGGUGUGACCAUAAAGAAAACUGGUCAAGCACUAAUUUUUGGCAUAUAUGAAGAACCAGUAACUCCAGGACAGUGCAACAUGGUCGUUGAGAGGUUGGGUGAUUACCUUGUUGAUCAGGGCCUCUAAGCUAAUGUCUAUGAUCAGCAUUCAAGUUAUCUCUUUUGCGUUAUAAUUUUUGGGAAAUUUUAAUUUUGUAUUCUUUUUCUUUUUCAUAAUUCUUCUUUAUUUUUAUUAUAUUUUUUUGGGUUCCGAGUUUGCAUCUCUUUCAUUUGAAAAAGUCUUCAAAUGGCUAUGAAGUUGUUGUUGACAAUAACCAUGCAAGAACACAUAAAAUGCUUGUUUGGUGUUUAGUUUUUUUU
Molecule: messenger RNA, 834 nt
Organism: Humulus lupulus (European hop)
Lineage: Eukaryota; Viridiplantae; Streptophyta; Magnoliopsida; Rosales; Cannabaceae
Product: profilin-4
Exons: 3
Coding region: 200-601 (133 amino acids)
Cellular component (GO): cell cortex
Molecular function (GO): actin monomer binding
Source: RefSeq, a predicted model, not a curated record